Synchiropus splendidus (mandarinfish) is the source of this 1630-nucleotide messenger RNA. It is a transcript of the gene rfng, whose product is annotated as RFNG O-fucosylpeptide 3-beta-N-acetylglucosaminyltransferase. The record is from RefSeq and is a predicted model, not a curated record. The transcript is spliced from 9 exons. NCBI's taxonomy places the organism in Eukaryota, Metazoa, Chordata, Actinopteri, Syngnathiformes, Callionymidae. Gene Ontology annotation, molecular function: O-fucosylpeptide 3-beta-N-acetylglucosaminyltransferase activity. Gene Ontology annotation, biological process: pattern specification process; regulation of Notch signaling pathway. Gene Ontology annotation, cellular component: Golgi membrane. Bases 381 to 1535 code for a protein of 384 amino acids.
UACUGUUUCCUGUUUUGGAGUUAGUCCGAGUUGAAACUAUCGGAAUUAGCUCUCGGUUGGGGUCCGGGUUAUUCUGCCUUCUAUCAUCAGAAAGUAACACGGGGAACGAGAAAAGUAGGGAGAAACACGUUGUUAACUCGGAGGAAAGACGCGAGCAAGUCGCAGCAGCAGCAGCGGUCGGAACUCACCAUUGUUGUCACUCCAGCGAGCUGACUGGACUCGCUUAGUCCUGUUUUGCUCCAAGUUCUUCUGUGUCUUCUACUUGUUAACUGGAGACUUUUGGCACCGACUCAUGAGUAAAUGAUGCUGCCAUGAUGGAGCACAGUGGAGCUGGCUGGACCUGCAGCCCUGGAGGCUGAGCGCCCUGCCCUGCUGUCAGGAUGCACAUGCCCUCCCUGGGCGUCAGCAAGUUCUGCUUCCUCUUCUCGCUUGCGUUCUGUGGCUUCCUGCUGCUUCUGCUCCCCACCUUGAAGCCCUUAUCUCGGCCUCUGGACCUGCCGCAGCCCCAAGCUCAGGUCAAACAUGGGCGGAACAACGCCUCAUCCAAGGAUGAAGCUGAAGCUUCCCUAGAGUUGGGCCGUGCUGUGCGGAUAGAUGGAGGCCAGAUCAAAGGUUCUGUACAGACGGCAGAUACCAGAAAUGGCCAACAAAAAGACAUCAAUAUCAAUUCAGACACUGAGAGUUUGAACUCUGCACCCAAGUUCUGGGACACCUUGGAACUAAAAGAUAUUUUUAUCGCGGUGAAGACCACAAGGAAGUACCACAAGUCCAGACUGGAGCUCCUCAUCAGUACCUGGAUCUCUCAAGCCAAAGAACACACCUACAUAUUUACUGAUGGGGAUGACAAAGAACUGGAAAAGAGAACAGGUGUCAACAUUAUCAACACAAACUGCUCUGCGGCUCACACCCGACAGGCCCUCUGCUGCAAGAUGUCUGUGGAGUAUGACAAAUUUAUUGAGUCUCAGAAAAAGUGGUUCUGCCACAUGGAUGACGACAACUAUGUGAUCCUGUCCAGCCUGCUGCGGCUGCUCUCCUCCUACCACCACAGCCAGGACGUUUACUUGGGUCGGCCCAGUCUGGACCACCCCAUAGAGGCCGCAGAGAGGGUCAAGAGCAGUGGAUUGGUGUCUGAAAAGUUCUGGUUUGCCACAGGCGGAGCAGGCUUCUGCAUCAGCCGUGGCCUUGCACUAAAAAUGAGCCCAUGGGCAAGUUUGGGAAAUUUCAUCAGCACAGCAGAGAAGAUCCGUCUCCCAGACGACUGCACCAUUGGCUACAUCAUCGAGGCGCUGCUGGAGGUGCACCUGAUCCACACUCACCUCUUCCACUCCCACCUGGAGAAUCUUCAGAAGCUUCCCACCAACACGGUGUUAGAGCAGGUGACACUCAGCUAUGGCGGCUAUGAGAACAGAAGAAACGUGGUCAGUGUUGUUGGAGGAUUUUCGUGGAUUGAAGAUCCAACUCGAUACAAGACGGUCCACUGCCAACUGUACCCGGAGACUGACUGGUGUCCAAAGGAAAAACUCUACAAAAACUAAUAAUGUUCGGCUAGAAAUGAAUUUGUAUUGUAUUUUGUUAAAGGCAGCUUCAAAUAUUUUCUGUUGUACUGUUGAGUUUUAUUAAGUAAAAUAAA